Rotaria sp. Silwood1 is the source of this 1394-nucleotide messenger RNA. NCBI's taxonomy places the organism in Eukaryota, Metazoa, Rotifera, Eurotatoria, Philodinida, Philodinidae. The record is from the annotation of a GenBank genome assembly.
AUGGGAAAAGAAAAAAUUCAUAUUAACAUUGUCGUCAUUGGUCACGUCGAUUCAGGUAAAUCAACAUCAACUGGUCACUUGAUCUACAAAUGUGGUGGUAUUGAUAAACGAACAAUCGAAAAAUUCGAAAAGGAAGCUGCUGAAAUGGGUAAAGGUUCAUUCAAAUAUGCUUGGGUUUUGGAUAAAUUGAAAGCUGAACGUGAACGUGGUAUUACCAUUGAUAUUUCACUUUGGAAAUUCGAAACAGCAAAAUACUAUGUUACCAUCAUUGAUGCUCCAGGCCAUCGUGAUUUCAUUAAGAACAUGAUUACUGGCACAUCACAAGCUGAUUGCGCUGUAUUAGUCGUUGCUGCUGGUACUGGUGAAUUCGAAGCUGGUAUCUCCAAAAAUGGUCAAACACGUGAACAUGCUUUACUUGCUUAUACCUUGGGUGUCAAACAAAUGAUUGUUGCUGUUAACAAAAUGGAUACAACUGAACCACCAUAUUCAGAAAAACGUUUUGAUGAAAUUAAAACUGAAGUAUCAAACUAUAUUAAGAAGAUUGGUUAUGCUGCACAAGGUGUUCCUUUCGUACCAAUCUCAGGUUGGCACGGUGAUAACAUGAUUGAACCAACAGAAAAAAUGCCAUGGUAUAAAGGUUGGUCAGUCGAACGAAAAGAAGGAAAUGCAAGUGGCAAAACACUUUUGGAUGCUCUUGACUCUGUUGUUGCACCAUCACGACCAACUGACAAACCACUCCGAUUACCAUUACAAGAUGUUUACAAAAUUGGUGGUAUUGGUACAGUACCUGUUGGACGAGUUGAAACUGGUAUUCUCAAACCAAACAUGGUUGUUAAUUUCGCACCAUCAAACUUACAAACUGAAGUUAAAUCAAUUGAAAUGCAUCAUGAAGCUCUUCAAGAAGCUGUACCAGGUGACAAUGUUGGUUUCAACGUAAAAAACGUUAGUGUUAAAGAACUUCGUCGUGGUUUCGUUGCUUCAGAUGUUAAAAAUGAUCCCGCUCAAGAAACAGCUAAUUUCACCGCUCAAGUUAUUGUUCUUAAUCAUCCCGGUCAAAUUGGUGCUGGUUAUGCUCCAGUUCUUGAUUGUCAUACAGCACAUAUUGCUUGCAAAUUUGCUGAAUUACUCGAAAAAGUUGAUCGUCGAUCGGGUAAAACAAUUGAAGAAGCACCAAAAUUCCUUAAAUCAGGUGAAGCUGCUAUGGUUAAAAUGAUUCCAUCAAAACCAAUGUGUGUCGAAAAAUUCGCUGACUAUCCACCAUUGGGUCGAUUUGCCGUCCGUGAUAUGCGUCAAACAGUAGCUGUCGGUGUUAUCAAAGAUGUUGAAAAGAAAGCUGCAUCAUCAGGCAAAGUGACCAAAUCAGCAGCCACAGCCGCUGCUAAAGGUGGCAAGAA